GUGAUCGACGAUCCACGACAACUUAUUAAACUUCCAUUUCCACCAGAAAUUAAUCCCAAAGAUUUGGUUAUUUUACAUCCUGAUGGUCGUAUUCCUAAACCACCUAAUGCUUUUAUUAUCUACCGAAAAUUAUUUGUUGAAACUGCUCGUGCUGGCGGUUAUAGCUUGCCAAUGAAUAUUAUAUCUUCAAUGGCAUCUCGAUCAUGGGAACAGGAAUCAGAUGAAAUAAAAAAUGAAUAUAAAAGAAUAGCAAAAGAAGCAUUUGUUUAUCGUAAUGAGUUAUUCCCUAAAGUAAAACCUCAAAAGAAAAGAACUCAAUGGAAAACUGUUUCAUUUGAUAAACCUUCUAAUCGUAAGGCUAAAAUGAAUAAACCUAUGAGAUCAGUCAAUAAGCCCACAAAACAUCAACAACUUGAAUCAUCCGCAUUUAAUCCUGAUAUUAUUCUUGACGAAAAUUUGUUGUCUUCCGAAUUUUCACCCGACUUUUCAAUUGAAUCAUCUUCUGAAUUGUUUAGUGACUUAAAUGUUAUUGAUACGAAUUCACCAAUCUUUAACAUUGAUUUAUUUGCUGAUUGGGCCGAUUUCCUUAAUGAUCAAAAUACUUAUCCUAGUCCCGAUUUAUCAACUCCUAGCAACUAUAGUUCUCCUAGUAUAAAUGAUGAUUUGGAAUUUGAUUUAGAAAUCUCUUCUCCAGUUCAAUGCUUUGAUUUACCAAUUCAAGCAGAUCACCAAAUCAAUGAUGAUAUCAUAAAUAACCUUUUAUACAUUAAUGAAGACCAAUCAAUUAUUUAUGAUAGUCAAUAUGGACUUGGAAUUUUCGAUUUCUCUAAUGAAAUUCCUGAAAUAAAUUCACAUGAUCUACAUGAAAUAUUUAAUAUACAAAAUACAUGCAUUCCUGAUCAACCAUCGUUCUCUUCUAAUUUAUUAAAUACAUCAAUAAAUCAGGAUUAUUCAAAUGAUGCAUUAAUUGCUUAUGAGAUGG
This is a messenger RNA of Racocetra fulgida, 982 nucleotides long. The record is from the annotation of a GenBank genome assembly. Lineage: Eukaryota; Fungi; Glomeromycota; Glomeromycetes; Diversisporales; Gigasporaceae.